UCCAAAAGUGGAAACAAACCGGGGGGCACGUACGUACGCCAGCCACUCCGCCGAUCCGCCCGGGCGGCAUGGCGUGGGUGCGCGUGCGGAGGCCCGCGCUGCUGCAGUCCAAGCUGCUCUGCCUCUCGCUGCUCUACCUCCUCACCACGCUCCCGCUCGCGCUCUACGUCUCCUUCUCCGACCCCUCGCGCUGCCUGUCCCUCCACCGCCUCCUCCUCCUCCGCCCCGCCCGCCGCUCCCCUCCGCCGCCGACGCCGCUCUUCGAGUACCCGCGCGGCUACGGCGCGCACAAGCACGCCCUCCCCGUCCCGCGCGCGCUCUGCUCCGACCCGGCCGUCUUCUCAGAUUAUAACACUGUUCUGCAAGAGAUCAAUGGCCUCGGCCGCAACCUCUCGGCGGCUCAUCGUCGUGCAUCCCCUGCGUUGCGGUACCAGAACGGCAGGAGGGACUCGUUUGCGGGGAAUUUGUCCAUGGAGGAACGAAGAUCGUUCUUCAAUAACACGGACAGCGCGGUGGAAAUCCCAUGUGGAUUCUUCAAGGAAUUCCCCCUCGCACAAGCCGACAGAUUGGCCAUGGAGGGCUGCCGAGGGGUCGUGGUCGCCUCGGCGAUCCUGAACGACCACGACAAGAUCCGGCAGCCGAAGGGGCUCGGCUCCCAUACGGUCAAGGCGGCGUGCUUCUUCAUGUUCAUCGACGGCCGUACCCACCGGGUCCUGGCGAGCCACGGCAUCCUCAAAGACGAGCACGCCGCGUCGGCCAGCGCGGUCGUCGGCGCAUGGCGCGUGGUGACGCUGCAGCAGGAGCAGCUCCCCUACGAGGACCCCGCCAUGAACGGCGUCGUGGUGAAGCACCUGCUGCACCGGCUGUUCCCGAACGCCAGGUUCAGCGUGUGGGUGGACGCCAAGAUGCAGCUCACGGUGGACCCGCUGCUGCUGGUGCACUCGCUCCUCCUCGGCAAGGGCGUGGACAUGGCGGUCUCCAGGCACCCGUUCAACCUCCACGCCAUGGAGGAGGCGAUCGCCACGGCGCGGUGGCGCAAGUGGCGCGACGUGGACGCCGUCAGGGCGCAGAUGGAGGCCUACUGCGGCAACGGCCUGCAGCCAUGGUCCCCGAGCAAGCUCCCAUAUCCUUCAGAUGUGCCGGACACGGCGAUCAUCAUGAGGAGGCACGGCUCGGCGAGCGACCUCUUCUCCUGCCUGCUCUUCAACGAGCUUGAGGCGUUCAACCCGCGGGACCAGCUGGCCUUCGCCUACGUGCGGGACCAGAUGAGCCCCAGGGUGAGCAUCAACAUGUUCGAGGUGGAGGUGCUGGAGCACAUCAGCGUCGAGUACCGGCACAACCUGAAGCGCGACAAUGGCGGCGGCGGAGGAGGGGUCUCCAGGAUGGCGUCAUCGCGGGACAUCGCCGGGAGCAGCUGCGAGGGGUACCUCAUGAAGAUGUGGGGGGAGCCUUCUGAAUAAAAACAAGGUCUAUGAAAAUGUAGCAUUUCAUCCAUUCAUUUGCUCUGAAGAUGGGCUUCCAUUAAGGGCAGAUAUACAGCAGGGAAACUUUUGGUAACACAAAGUACCACACAGACUAGUGUGUAGAAUAUAUGCAUAUGUAGCAUUUCAUACUUCCUGUAGGGUCUGAAGAUUGCACUGUUGGUCAAUAUGACAGAGGGGAAACUUGGUAAA
This is a messenger RNA of Triticum aestivum (bread wheat), 1673 nucleotides long. RefSeq names its product probable hexosyltransferase MUCI70. The coding region runs from base 69 to 1460 and encodes 463 amino acids. The transcript is spliced from 4 exons. Lineage: Eukaryota; Viridiplantae; Streptophyta; Magnoliopsida; Poales; Poaceae. The record is from RefSeq and is a predicted model, not a curated record.